Impatiens glandulifera is the source of this 1085-nucleotide messenger RNA. RefSeq names its product pyrroline-5-carboxylate reductase. The transcript has 7 exons. The record is from RefSeq and is a predicted model, not a curated record. NCBI's taxonomy places the organism in Eukaryota, Viridiplantae, Streptophyta, Magnoliopsida, Ericales, Balsaminaceae. Gene Ontology annotation, molecular function: pyrroline-5-carboxylate reductase activity. The coding region runs from base 78 to 908 and encodes 276 amino acids. Gene Ontology annotation, biological process: L-proline biosynthetic process.
AACCUCUCUUGAGUCUCUUCUUCCAAUUCCAAAAGCCGCUAAGCAAAUCUUGAGGUUUCUCUCUCUUCAUUUACCAAAUGGCAAUGGCGAAUACUCUUCCAAUUCCUAGCGAUACCUUUAAGCUCGGAUUCAUCGGAGCAGGGAAGAUGGCUGAAAGCAUUGCUAAAGGAGUUGUAAAAUCCGGUGUUCUACCCGCUUCCCGUAUUCGAACUGCUCACCUUCGCUCCGAUCGCAGGGCUGCUUUUGAAGCACUCGGCAUCCAAGUUUUCGAACGAAAUCUCGAGGUGGUUGAAGAUUGCGAUGUGAUCAUCUUCUCAGUAAAACCUCAGAUGGUUAAAGAUGUAGUCUUACAAUUGAGACCCAAGCUUUCGGAUAAGCAGCUCCUGGUUUCUGUUGCAGCAGGCAUCAAGUUGAAAUCUCUCCAGGAUUGGGCUGGUCAUAGCCGAUUUAUCAGGGUGAUGCCAAAUACUCCUGCAGCUGUUGGUGAGGCCGCUUCAGUUAUGAGUUUGGGUUCAGCUGCGACAAAUGAAGAUUCAGAAAUAAUUGCAAAGCUAUUUGGAGCUAUUGGAAAGACAUGGAAAACCGAUGAAAAAUAUUUUGAUGCUGUCACUGGACUAAGUGGCAGUGGUCCAGCGUAUAUAUACUUAGCCAUAGAGGCAUUGGCUGAUGGAGGCGUAGCUGCAGGCUUACCACGGGAUCUUGCUCUUGGUCUAGCUUCUCAAACAGUGUUAGGUGCUUCUUCAAUGGUCUCGAAGAGCGGUAAACAUCCAGGUCAACUUAAAGAUGACGUUGCAUCGCCAGGAGGGACUACAAUUGCGGGUAUUCACGAAUUAGAGAAGGCCGGAUUUCGUGGGAUCUUGAUGAAUGCUGUUGUUGCUGCUGCCAAACGAAGUCAAGAAUUUUCUUAAAGAGUUAUGGUGAAGAAACUUACAUAUAAUUAAUUAAUUAGCUUAGGAAUGAUUUCUUCAAAUAAUACUAUUAUUCUUCAAUAAAAAAGUAUCUGCCCCUCACCACUAGUGCUAUAUUAGAAAAGAGAUUAUUGAACAAUUGUUUUACAAAACAUAAAUUUCUUUUUUUUUGUAUCA